Molecule: messenger RNA, 615 nt
Organism: Penicillium daleae
Lineage: Eukaryota; Fungi; Ascomycota; Eurotiomycetes; Eurotiales; Aspergillaceae
Product: protein transporter TIM23
Exons: 2
Coding region: 1-615 (204 amino acids)
Biological process (GO): protein import into mitochondrial matrix
Cellular component (GO): TIM23 mitochondrial import inner membrane translocase complex; mitochondrial inner membrane
Molecular function (GO): transmembrane protein transporter activity
Source: RefSeq, a predicted model, not a curated record
AUGGCUAUCUGGGACAACCUCGGCGGCCGCAAGGAGACCGCGGCACCUUCUCCUUAUGACUCCAACGCCCCAGAUGCCUCUUCCUUCCUUUCCGAAGUCGCCAUUCCCGAUCCCACCAGACUCCAUCCCCUGGCCGGCCUGAACCAGGAUACUCUUGAUUAUUUGACCCUUGAAGACUCCGCUCUUGAUUCUCUGCCCGGCUCUCGCUCCGUUCUGCCUUCUCGCGGCUGGUCCGACGACCUUUGCUACGGCGCCGGCACCACGUACUUGGCCGCUCUCACCCUCGGUGGCGCAUGGGGUCUUGCGGAAGGACUGAACAAGACGCCAGCAACUGCUCCCCCUAAGAUCCGACUGAACGGUGUGCUUAACUCGAUCACCCGCCGCGGUCCGUUCCUCGGUAACUCCGCGGGUGUUGUCGCGAUGGUUUACAAUGGUUUCAACUCGGCUAUCGGAUAUGCGCGCGGCAAGCACGAUUCAGCCAACAGUGUGGCGGCUGGUGCCUUGAGUGGCAUGCUUUUCAAGAGCACACGCGGUGUUAAGCCCAUGAUGAUCUCCGGAGGCAUCGUGGCUUCAAUUGCUGGUGCUUGGGCUGUGACGCGAAAGGCCUUCUUUUAA